Striga hermonthica is the source of this 1602-nucleotide messenger RNA. Lineage: Eukaryota; Viridiplantae; Streptophyta; Magnoliopsida; Lamiales; Orobanchaceae. The record is from the annotation of a GenBank genome assembly.
AUGCCAGGAACCAUACAAGUCACAGUGCUGGGAUUCAAAGGUGUUUCAUCUUCACCAGAGCCUUCUGCAAAAUCCCUAAAAGUUUCCAUGGGGAAAAGACAGUAUCAGACCUGGGACAUGGGUGAAUUUUCUUUCCCCAUCACAAAACUUGGUGAGGAUUUAGUGGUUGCCCUGCUGGAUGCUGCAGGAAAUGUGAUAACUCAUGCAGAUAUUCGGACGAUGCAAAUAAUCGAGAAGGGGUCUUGGGAUGAAGUUUUCUCCAUGGACCGGGGAGGACACGUGCACAUGAAAUUGCGAUUUGUUCUCAGUGAGGAAGAACGCAAUAAAAUUCGUGCUAUGAGAGAAUCUGCUUUGAAGAAGAAACUUGAAACGAACUCGAACAUCAAACUUAAACUUACUGAAACCAUUUCUGCCGAGACAUCCACAAAAGACGAACACAAGGUCUCAGAUGUAGUGAGACCUAAAGUUGACGGCUCUCAAGCUGGUUCGUCUUCAACUUCUCCUACUUCAUCUGCCACGUCCCAAUCGAGUUAUCGAAAGAAAGGUGUAAGCAUACUCGAAAGUGCAGUAGUCCCAAGCACAACAGUCGAAAGUAGUCAGUAUAGUUCAUCUUCUUCGGGUAAAGAUGGAGCACAACAGACGAAAGUUUCUAGCAACGUGAAGAAAAUGAUUAGCGCAUUCGAGAACAGUCAACUUCAGGAAGUGAAAUCCCUGAAGAAAACACCAUCAGUACCAUCUCAAUUAAACAGAUUAUUGAAACGCGAGGAUAAAACUCUGAAGAAAGCGCCAUCUGUUCCAUUCCGACUCCACAGAUUUAAAAACGAACAGUUGCUGGAGGCCCCACGAGAGUCGGAUUUAGCUGUAAAGACGCGAGUAGAAAAUGCUCCUAAUGCAUUGAGAGAAUCUUGUAUAGAACAAACUGUAAAAGAACUCGACAAAUUACCGUACGAUUUAACAAGGCAGUCCUCUGCCAGAAAAGCAACGACUUCCGGAAAAACGCUUUCUGUGGUGGAGACGGUAAGUUCUUCCGGAAAUUCAGCUGAAGCGAUCGGGCAUGAGAGUAGAAGAGGAACCAGCUUGAAGAGAUCAACCGUGGUUAACUUUCAAGAAACUUCAAAAAAUGCAAAAUACGAAGGUUUUCAAGAAUGCUACAAAGAAGGAAGAUAUAGUCCUUGUCUAGACUCUGGUACGUGGAUAUUUGCAGAUAACACGAGACGAUUGUGUGUCACAACUGCAGGUAAGCAGGGUAUGAGGAUUGUAGGUUGUAACCAUACAGAAGCAAAAGCUCGUUCGUCGGGAAGUGAAGUUAUUCAGGAUAAGAAUGCAAUGAAUAGAGCAGAAUGUAAGAGUGGAAAGAAAGAGGACAAAGUUUUCGAGCCGCCAGGAUCCGAGUGCGGUAGCUCGCCGGAUGACUCAUCCAAUAGCCGUAUUGGACAGGUAGUAAAAAUUGCUGUCAUUCUCGGUUUUGGAGUAUUUGUUCUGCUCACCAGACAGAAAAAACCACGGAGAAAACACAGAGAAGAACUUGAGUCUCGCCACAUACGAGAUUACGUUGCCGAAACAACUAUGAUGCCAUGGUCACCAGCUGCAAUGGAAGAAUGA